CAGAUAGCAGCACAAAGGUCACACGGGCAAACAGGUCUGUAUUAGGUGAGUGGCGUUAGAGUUUGCUGGAUACUGUGUCCUGGACCCUUGAGAAUAAGAUCCUCUCUGUCCUUGUGGACGUCUCAGGAACUGUGUAGUCAUGGCUGAUACAGAGGAAAUAGUGGAGGAGGAACUGAUGGAAGAAGAUGAGACGAAACCAAGGCCAAAGAUGUUCAUGCAAAACAUUGCGGCUCCAAAGAUUCCUGAAGGAGACAAGGUGGACUUUGAUGACAUUCACAGGAAGCGUCAGGAAAAGGAUUUUUCAGAGCUGCAGUCCCUGAUUGAGGCUCACUUCAUCCAGAGAAAAAACGAUGAGGAGGAGCUCAUUGCUCUGGUCAACAGGAUUGAAAAGCGCCGUGCGGAGAGAGCGGAACAACACAGGAUCCGAAAUGAGAAAGAAAGGGAAAGACAGGCCCGUCUGGCAGAGGAGAAGGAAAGAAGAGAGCAGGAAGAACAGAGGAAGAAGCAGGAUGAGGAUGCCAAGAAGAAGAAGGCUCUCACCAAUAUGACACACCAGUAUGGUGGAAUACAGCAGAAGAUGGAGGGUCGUAAAGGAGCAAAGAAACAGACAGAGAGAGAGAAGAAGAGAAAGAUCCUGGCUGAAAGGAGAAAGCCACUCAACAUCGAACAUCUCUCUGAGGAUAAAUUAAAGGAGAAGGCCACCGAGCUGUGGCAGUGGAUGAUGGAGCUGGAGGCUGAGAAGUUUGACCUUGGCGAGAAACUUAAGAGGCAGAAAUACGAUAUCACUCAGCUUCUGGCUCGAGUCAGGGAUCACCAGAGUGCCAAGGGUCGUGGCAAGGGCAAGGUGGGUGGCAGGCUGAGGUAAACACCCAACCACACGAGGUGCACCAGGAAUGCAGAAGACGAAAUCUGUGCCAUCAAAACACAUUCAACAAUCACACGCAACUAAUCGAUUGUUCGAUCGCACAUGUAGCUCAUAGAAAUACAGUAAAGAGAUCUUUU
Silurus meridionalis is the source of this 1002-nucleotide messenger RNA. RefSeq names its product troponin T2e, cardiac (gene tnnt2e). Gene Ontology annotation, cellular component: troponin complex. Gene Ontology annotation, molecular function: troponin I binding; troponin C binding; tropomyosin binding. Bases 140 to 865 code for a protein of 241 amino acids. The record is from RefSeq and is a predicted model, not a curated record. Gene Ontology annotation, biological process: sarcomere organization; cardiac muscle contraction; regulation of muscle contraction. The transcript has 12 exons. Lineage: Eukaryota; Metazoa; Chordata; Actinopteri; Siluriformes; Siluridae.